Molecule: messenger RNA, 2979 nt
Organism: Ctenocephalides felis (cat flea)
Lineage: Eukaryota; Metazoa; Arthropoda; Insecta; Siphonaptera; Pulicidae
Gene: pink
Product: Hermansky-Pudlak syndrome 5 protein homolog
Exons: 5
Coding region: 150-2876 (908 amino acids)
Biological process (GO): developmental pigmentation
Cellular component (GO): cytoplasm
Molecular function (GO): protein binding
Source: RefSeq, a predicted model, not a curated record
CACUCCAUCGCGUCAUGUAGAGAGAUCGAGUUAAUAGUGGACCAAGGGCCUCGAACGAUUAGUAGAUUUCAGAAUCAAUAAGUGCCAUUACGUAGGAAAUUAACCACUUUUCAUUAAUUCAAACGAUGUUUUAAUAAAGAAGAACCAAGAUGAAUGUACCAAAGUCGGAUGUCAAGUAUUUACUAGCCGAGUUCUCUGAAUUGAAUUUCCAGAUUAAUAAUAUAUUGAAAUCUACUAGUCGAAUAAAGUAUACUUGUUUUGAUGUCUCGCAACAAUUUAUAAUAUUUGGUUCUACAAGUGGGGGUUUAUAUGUAUUCAAUAGAAGUCCAUGCCGCUUUCUUCAGUUAAUUCCUAAUCAGACUGGUCCUGUAACACAUUUGUCUAUAUCACAUAAUGAAGAUUGGAUUGCAUUUAGCUCUAAAAAUGGUUUAGUUUAUGUUGUUAGAAGGCGCUCCAGUAUUUUACCAGUAAUACCAGAAACCCAAAUUUCUUACGAGCAUGAAGGAAAUGGUAUAACUAGUUUGAAAUGGGAUUUUCAAAAUACGCAAUUGUUUAUCGGGGAUGAUACCGGAAGGGUUUCUGUUCUGAAUUUACAUUACAUUAUUGGUAAAAAGAUUUUGCAUUCAACAAGUUUCUUAUUACUGGAAUUAAAAAGUCCAAUUGUUCAAUUAGAUACAUCAGAAGAACUGUUACUAGUGUCUAGUAUUACAAAAACAGUUUUAUGUAAUACUCAAAGACAAAUAUUCCAGCAGGUUGGAUUGCGUGCUCGCUAUGGAAAAUUUGGUGCUUGUUUUAUGAGUUCUAAAGCUUUAGGUAGCAUUUAUUGUGCAAGGCCUGGUCAUAGGUUAUGGGAAGUCGACUUGAAUGGCAAUGUAAUAUGUACUCAUAAAUUCAGAGAUCUGUCUGUUUCGCCAAUGAGAGUAGUUAAUGCUGUAGUAGAUAAUUCAAAUAGUUCAAUUGAUGCUGUUCCUACCGACACUCGAAAACAAAACAAAAAUUUUAAUAAGCUAUUUGCAAUCAGUAACAAAUUAAUUUUAACAUAUUCAUCAGAUAUAAUUCAAAUCAUAAACCCAUCUAGUUGUGAAAUCACAUUGAGGACUGAAGACUAUUCGAAUAUCGCAAGCUGCAGGAUUUUAAAUAAUAUAUUAUAUGUUUUUACCAAAAAUGGUUCUGUUCAUGAAAUUCAUCUUAUGACAAUUGAGGAGUUGAUAGUAAAAUGCUACUACUUGCAACACUAUUGUCUUUCUUCUAGCUUAUCACAUGAACAUGAGCAGUAUUUAAUUCAGCGUAUUAAACAAGAAGCUUCAAUAUCAAAAAUACACUCCUUUGAAAAUUAUCAUUUUAAAUCUAAUAUGACUUCAAUAUUACGUAAAUUACUUAAUUAUGAUUUUCAAGAUUUAUUUAAAGAUGAUACAUUAGAUGAUGAAAUCCUUUUCAAAAGAGACAGGCGAAAACAGGUGAAACAGGAAGAAGAAUUGAACAAGAAUGACUUCAAUUUAAAUAAGGAUACCAUAAUAAAUUUAGAAAAUAAUAUUUAUGAAAAUGAUAUGAAGACAAAAAUUGUGAUGGAAAAAGCUUUACCAGAUAUUGAAACAAAUAUGGCAUCCAAUGAAGAAAAUAUGACUGAGGUUGAAACUACUGUUGGGAAUGAUUCAGUUAUCAUUAUCACUGAAGUUCAGGAAGAACAAAUUGAUGAUAUGAAUAAGAAUAUUGAGAUUCAAGAGAUUAAAGAGAAAUUUGAUACAAUUCUUACUGUAAAUGUUCAAACUAAUAUUAUACAAACUGAGAAUGAAAUCGAAAAUACUCCAAUUUUACAAGAGGAUGAAGUGAUGAAGAUAAAUGAACCAUUACUUGAUGAUUUUGCUGGUCAAGGUCAAUUUUUAAGUAGUGUAGCACUUGCGAACAGGGAUAUAAAUGAAGAAACAAAUGAUAAAAUAGAAAAAUGUGUUACAAAUAACAUUGAAAAAGACAAUAAAGAAGAUGGAUUAGAUAAUGAUUUGGAAUUUAUCCAUUUAGGUGAAGAACUGAAUGAAAUGCGAGUUGAUUUUGGUCCUGAAUCAAAUAUACCUGAUUCUUCAGUCAUGAAAUUGUUGCAUUCUGUAAUUAAAGAAACACGUGAAAGACAAUGCACAGUACCUGAAAAAUUACCUAUUUUAACUGAGUAUGACUCUUUUGGUAUUGUGAAUAUCUUCAAGAAUCUUCACAAUUAUAUCUUACAGGAAGAAGGUGGUCAGUAUGAACAAAUUGAUUAUGAAUGUAGCAAAUUAUUUUUACAGUUUGUUACAUUGCGCCUUGAUAUGUUAGAUUCCAUAGAAAAUUUUAAAGAUCAUUUAAUACAUUGCGUUGUAACAGUGGAAUCGAAUCGAAGUAAAACAUGUGUCUGUGGAUAUCCAAUGCCUCACCAAAUACUAAGACCCCUUUUCUAUGGGCUAUGUAAGAAAGUUUACAACUUACUUUCUGAUGAUUUGAACAAACGUGUUGAUUUAUGUGGAAAAAUUCCAUACUUAUGGCAUUUGAUAAUUGAUAAUGAGAAAGAUCCUUCUGUCAAUAUUUUAUCACUAAUUAUGCAGUUGGAUUAUCAGAAGGGCUUUGAUGCGUUAUCAAAAUCAUUUAGUGAAGAGGAUUACAUGAAUGUGAUAGAUUAUAAAAUCACUUUAAAUUCCAAGCGGUGUUUGCUGUGUUUUUCAAAGCUCGAGUAUGAUCUUUUUACAGAUGAAUUAACUUCAUACAAUAUCUCAUGGAAUUAUGUCGGAAACUGUAUGUAUCGUGCUUUUGGUGGAACUAAAACACUGAAUAUGUUAAUAAGUAAGUCUAAUGAGAUUCCUAAAGGUUCCAUAGAUCUGGAAUUUUAUCAUUUUUUAAUGCUCAACCCAUAAUUUUAACUGUAUAUGACUGAUAUAAAUAAUUUUAAUCAUUUAUAUGAUAUAUGCAUGUUGGACAAAUACAUAUUUUAAAUUUUCUGGGACUCAAUGUGUUCAA